AUGUCUGCAGCCCCGCCUAAUGAAGCAGCUCCUCAGGGCAACCUGGAAUCCGUCCUGCAUCUCGAUGUUGACACGGCGAGCAAUAGUGAUAGCGACUCGGCAUUCGGCGGCGAAUCGACGGCAUCAACGUCUAUCGCAUCGACGAUUCUGAAUUACGAAUACUCGAAUGGGCGACGCUACCACGGUUAUCGUUCGGGUGCUUACAUCCUACCGAACGACGAACAGGAACAAGACCGCCUCGACCUUCUCCACCACAUUUUCCUGCUGAUCCUAGGCGGCAAACUCUACGAUGCGCCCAUCCCGGCCGCCCCCCAACGUGUCCUCGACAUUGGUACCGGCACUGGCAUUUGGGCCAUAGACUUUGCCGACGAGCACCCAGGCGCUCAGGUUAUAGGCACCGAUCUCAGUCCCAUCCAACCGACAUGGGUACCGCCCAACGUCAAGUUUUACAUUGACGAUGCCGAAUCCGAAUGGGUCUACAGUCCCGACGAGGCCUUUGACUUUAUCCAUUGCCGAACCAUGUCUGGUAGUAUUGCCGACUGGGACAAGCUGGUUCAGCAAACGUACACGCACACCAAGCCCGGCGGCUGGGUGGAGUUCCAAGAGCCGCUUGCGCUGUGUGAGUGCGACGACGGAACCAUGGACUUGGCAGUUGACAUGCUGAAGUGGCAGGACCUGUGUCACGAUGCCGCUAAAACGUGGGGGAGGGACAUCCGCGCAGGGAAUGCGCUAAAGCAGAAGAUGACGGAUGCGGGGUUUAUCGAUGUAACUGAAAAGCUUAUCAAGAUACCCAUCGGGCCCUGGCCCAAAGACGCGAAGAUGAAAGAAAUCGGCCGCUACCAACGCGAACACAUGUCCAUGGGCAUAGAACCCUACACACUCGGCCUGCUGGGCAAGGUCAUGGGCUGGAGCGAAUCCGAGUGCCGGGUCAUGAUUGCCAAAGUCGUUGCGGACAUCAGGAGAAGGGACGUGCAUAUGUAUAUCCCCUUUUACUUCAUACACGGACGAAAGCCAGAGUGA
Molecule: messenger RNA, 1020 nt
Organism: Alternaria atra
Lineage: Eukaryota; Fungi; Ascomycota; Dothideomycetes; Pleosporales; Pleosporaceae
Exons: 2
Coding region: 1-1020 (339 amino acids)
Molecular function (GO): methyltransferase activity
Source: RefSeq, a predicted model, not a curated record